Molecule: messenger RNA, 2077 nt
Organism: Drosophila teissieri
Lineage: Eukaryota; Metazoa; Arthropoda; Insecta; Diptera; Drosophilidae
Gene: Oatp58Db
Product: solute carrier organic anion transporter family member 74D
Biological process (GO): transmembrane transport; sodium-independent organic anion transport
Cellular component (GO): membrane
Molecular function (GO): protein binding
Source: RefSeq, a predicted model, not a curated record
AUAGUAGUUCGACAGUGAACGACCAGCAUGGCCAGUGAAGCGAUCGAAACCUCCAAGUUUCUGAAGGAUAAGGAAGCCGGCAUAGAUGUAUCUGAAGCUGCGAAGAGGCAGCAUUCUGCGGAUACCACAUGCGGUUUCUCCAUUUUCAGGGGCCCCGCCUUGCAGAGAUUCGCGACUGCUCAUAUGUUCGUGAUUGUGUACGGGAUAGCCAGCUGCUUUCUGGCCAUGGCCUUUACCUAUUUCACCGGAACCAUCACGACGAUGGAGAAGCGCUUCAACAUACCCACCAAGAUAUCGGGUCUCAUCACGGUGGGUAAUGAUAUUAGCACGGUGUUCUCCUCGGCCUUCUUGAGUUACUACGCGAGUCGAGGACAUCGCCCACGCUGGGUGGCAUUGGGCCUCUUGAUUAUAGCCCUCUUCUGCCUGCUCAUGUUGACUCCUCACUUCUUCUACGGACCCGGCGAAGAAGCUCUGCGACUCACAGAAGAAUACGGAUCCUUUGAUGCAGCUCUAAAUAUCACCGAAAAGAACGACUCACUGUGCCACAAAAAGGACUCGAAGUGCAUAGAAGGAGCUGGGGACUACACCCCCGUAGUGCUGUUCUUCGUCGCCCAGUUUAUCGGUGGAAUCGGGUGUUCGCUCUUCUACGCGCCAGGACUCUCCUACAUGGAUGACAACUCGGCGAGCUCCAAGACCCCAGCUAUGCUAAGCUGGAGCUCCUUUCUGCGUAUGCUGGGUCCUGCCAUGGGCUUCUCCAUGGUGUCCUUGUGCCUGCGGCUGUACAUCGAUCCAUUCAAGACGCCGCUGAUCACCACCAGCGAUCCGCGCUGGAUGGGCGCUUGGUGGCUGGGUUGGAUCCUGCUCACCAUCAUCCUGAUGAUCUCGGCAGUGUUUGUGGGCAUGUUCCCCAAGGAAAUGCCAAGUGCCAAGGCCAGGCGCCUGAAGGCGGACGGCGAGGAGGAUAUUCCGCUGGCGGAGCGCUCCUUUCAGGAUAUGCUGGACUCCCUAAAAAGACUAGCCUCGAACAAGGUGUAUGUGUACAACAUGAUGGCCUCGAUUCUGUACUUCUUUGGCUACAUGCCGUACUGGAUAUUCACACCGAAAUACAUUGAGAUCCAGUACAGACAAUCGGCAUCCACUUCCACCAUGGCCACGGGUACCGUGGCGCUGGGAUUCUCCGCCGCAGGAAUUUUGAUCUCUGGAUAUGUGAUCUCCAAGUAUAAGCCCAGUGCCCGGGCAAUGGCAACCUGGAACUUCGUGGUGGAUUACUUGACGGUGGCUGGAAUGCUGUGCUAUGUGCUCGUGGGCUGCGACGAGAGUGAUCGGGCAAACUCCCAGUCCAUCGUGCCCACCGGUGACAGCUGCAGUGCCUCAUGUGACUGCGAGUACGUGUACUAUGCUCCGGUUUGCAGUCCGGAAAAUGUCACCUUCAUAUCUGCCUGCCACGCGGGAUGCACCGAGAAGGCCAUAGAUGAGCUGGGAAAGGCAUUCUACACAGGAUGUCGUUGCAUGGGCAACUUUUCCAGCCUGAUCUCACUGUCUAAUGUGACAUCUCUGGCAUCCCAGUCGCAGAUCGCCAUGGAUGGAGCCUGUCCGGUGGACUGCGACAAACAGUUCCUCAUCUUCCUGGCCGUCAUGUGCUUCCUGAAGUUCGUGGGCGCCUCUGGGAGAUCGAGUAAUCUGCUACUAGCCCUGCGAUGCGUUCCCUCGAUGGAUAAAACCUUCUCCUUGGGAUUUAGUAGUAUGGUGUACGCCGUGCUGACCUUCAUUCCCAGUCCCAUUGUGUUCGGUUGGAUGCUGGACAGCUAUUGUCUCGUUUGGGGCAAGACCUGUGGCUCCAAGGGCAACUGCUGGAUAUACGACACAAAGUCUCUGAGAUACACCAUGAAUCUCGUCGCCUCCCUGAUUUUCCUGGGCAGCUUCUGGAACAUUGGAGUUUGGUAUCAUGCGAAGGACAUGAAAGUCUUUGAUGAAGAGGAUAAAACUGUGCACGCCAAGCAGAUUGAAGAAAUGGAGCUUAAGGAAAAGUCAAAAGAAGUUGUCACCAAUAAAAUAUAAACGCUUUCAGAAACAUGUA